AGAAAUCCGCGCUUCUUGAUAGUUAGUUAAAGUGUUUCAUUGAGCUUGGAUGUUGUAGAUUGUGUUCAUCUUCCCCAGUUAUUUUUGAAAAGAGUAGUUUCAAGGAUUUGUAGCCGAUCAGCUUUUUAAUGGAAGCGCUGGAUAUUUGGGCGCAUUUUAUAUAAAUUAGAUCAUUUCGAGAUAGUACAUGGAGCGUUUAUCUUUACCACAAGACUCCCGCAAUUUUUAUUCGAACAUUUUAGUUGAAAGAUUCCAUUCGGAUACUCUAAAGAUAAUCACCUUCGUCGACGUGUAUCACAUUGAAAGUCCCGGAGGAAAUGGCCCUUGAUUUUCUUGCUGGGUGCAUUGGAGGCUCUGCUGGUGUAUUAAUUGGCCAUCCUUUGGACACAGUGAAGGUUUGCAUCCAGACCCAAGAUUCAAACAAUCCCAGAUACAGAGGCACUUUGCACUGUUUGCAAUCCAUUUGUACUCAGCAGGGCUUCAAGGGGAUCUACCGGGGCGUUACUAGCCCCUUAUUUGGUGUGGCCGGAAUAAACGCUAUAGUAUUUGGCAUUUAUGGCAAUACUCAAAGGCACAUGCAAAAUCCAGAUUUAUUAAUAAGUCACGCCAUUGCUGGUGGAACUGCAGGAUUAGUUCAGAGCUUUAUUUGCAGUCCCAUUGAGCUGGCUAAGUCAACAAUGCAG
Molecule: messenger RNA, 683 nt
Organism: Dendroctonus ponderosae (mountain pine beetle)
Lineage: Eukaryota; Metazoa; Arthropoda; Insecta; Coleoptera; Curculionidae
Product: mitochondrial basic amino acids transporter
Biological process (GO): mitochondrial L-ornithine transmembrane transport
Cellular component (GO): mitochondrion
Molecular function (GO): high-affinity L-arginine transmembrane transporter activity
Source: RefSeq, a predicted model, not a curated record